AUGAUUAAAGUAGACCACUCAGACUGUCCAUAUACCUUCCAGCAAAGCUGGUUGCGAUCAUCGUUGCUGAAUGGUCUCACUGCGGACAGCAGACCACCAGCGGUCUCACGCUCUGGCACAUGGGCAAGUCUCAUCAUCGUGGCUAAUGACGACUCCAGAUUUGCACCUGGAGGGGACGAUGCAUACUACAGAAAUGAUCCUGUGAAGUAUGAUCUUAAUGUUUUCAGUGCCACUGCCCCAUAUUUAUAA
Messenger RNA from Macrosiphum euphorbiae (potato aphid), 249 nucleotides. The record is from the annotation of a GenBank genome assembly. Lineage: Eukaryota; Metazoa; Arthropoda; Insecta; Hemiptera; Aphididae.